Molecule: messenger RNA, 2986 nt
Organism: Mauremys reevesii (Reeves's turtle)
Lineage: Eukaryota; Metazoa; Chordata; Testudines; Geoemydidae
Gene: RNF207
Product: ring finger protein 207
Exons: 17
Coding region: 277-2046 (589 amino acids)
Biological process (GO): regulation of cardiac muscle contraction; regulation of heart looping
Cellular component (GO): perinuclear region of cytoplasm
Molecular function (GO): Hsp70 protein binding; transmembrane transporter binding; zinc ion binding
Source: RefSeq, a predicted model, not a curated record
UUAGUUUGCUGGGAGAUGCAGCCUGGAGCGAUGAAACCCAAUCCCUCACAGGUGACUGGUGGGUGAAUCAUCAUUUCAAUCCGACUCAAUGCGCUCAUUGUCCAGGGGAAUGAGACUUCAAAGUUCCUGUCAUCUCUGCGAACCUGCGUUUCGAGAGACACUCUCAAGAAGGGGCUGGAGUGGCCGUGGCUUGGUGUCUGGUUGCGCUGUCGUCAUACUGUUUUGGUCCUGGGUUUUACUGGAAGUGUCAAAGUGGCUACAGUAAAGAUUUCCACGAUGCUUUUAAAGGAAAUGGAUGAAUAUAUUCAUCAGUCCAUAGUGAAAGGAAACAACGGGCUCCCACCUGUAGACCGGCUCCUGAAGUUCCUGGUGGACAGCUCUGCCGACUGCGAGGAGGAAGUUCAGUGUGCAAACUGCGAUCAGGAGUGCAAGAAACAGGAAAUGGACACCAUGUAUUUCUGCAACACCUGUAACCAGCCCCUCUGCAGCAAGUGUCGCGAAGAGACCCACAAAGCCAAGAUGUUCUCUCGCCACGAGAUUGUCUCCUUGACUAAGCGCACUAAAGACAUCCACAAGAAAUGCUCUCUUCACGAGGAACCUUACAUCAUGUUUUCAACAGAGAAAAAAUCCAUGCUCUGCAUUAACUGUUUCCGGGACAUGCAGGUAGAAAGCCGAGCCCACUGCAUUGACAUCGAGACUGCGUACAUGCAAGGCUGCGAGAAGCUCGACCAGGCUGUGAUGGCUGUGAAAGAGCUCCAGACAUCCACGCGAGAGGCCAUUGUCCUCCUCAAAGCCAUGAUUGAGGAGGUGCGCAACAGUGCAGAUGAGGAAAAGACAUCCAUCAACUCACUCUUCAGUAGCAUGCAGGAGAAACUAGCAGAAAGAAAAAAGAUGCUUCUGAAAGCUGUUCAAAGUCAGUAUGAAGAGAAGGAAAAGGCAUUUAAGGAGCAACUCUCCCACCUGGCAUCCCUGCUGCCCACCCUGCAGGUCCAUCUGGUCACCUGUUCUGCUUUUUUGAGCUCUGCGAACAAAGCCGAAUUCCUGGAUUUGGGAUACCAACUGAUGGAGCGGCUCCAGAAAAUAGUCAAACUUCCACAUCGCUUGAGACCUACGCAGACGAGCAAGAUAAACACCGAGUACAGGGCUGAGUUUGCCCAUUGCUUGGAGCCACUGUUGCUGCUGAAUCCACGCCGGUCUGUGGUGGUGAGCGGAGGCAGCAUUGGACCAGGGAUCAGCAAUGGAAACAUGCUCUCGGGUGGUCAGUGCUCCAAGACGCUGAUAGUGCCUGGCUGUUCCCCUUCCUGCGAUAAGAUGUCCAUCACAGGCUCCAUAGUUCGAAAGCCAACCAUGCAUCGUUACAUCAGCACCAAGGUCCUGCUGGCCGAAGGAGGGGAGACGCCCUUCACUGAGCACUGUCGCAACUAUGAGAACAUGUAUCGGACCCUGCAAACAGAGAUUCAGAACCUGAAGGAUCAGGUACAGGAGCUGCAUCGUGACCUCACAAAGCAUCACUCCCUCAUCAAGACAGAGAUCAUGAGUGAGAUCCUACAGAAAUCCCUCCAGAUGGAUGUGCAGAUUGCCUCGGAGUAUUCCUCUGUGGAAAUGAUGCGAAGCAUGUUUGAAGAGAUUUGGGAGGAAACAUAUCAGAGGGUGGCAAAUGAGCAGGAAAUUUAUGAAGCACAGUUACAUGACCUGUUGCAGCUGAAACAAGAAAACAGCUACCUGACAACCAUCACCAAACAGAUUGCCCCCUAUGUCCGCUCCAUAGCGAAGGUGAAGGAACGGCUGGAGCCCAGACUACAAGAACCCAGGGAACUGAAGGAUGACCAGACAGAGAAUCUGCUCAAAAUUUACGAUGACAGCACAGUGACCAGCGACACAACACACAGGAACGACUUGACAAGAAGCAUGGAAGACAACAGGGAGCCCAAAGUGGACAACCGAAUGCUGAACAUUGUCACUGAGGAUCCCCUACUGAAAGACACUUACAAAACCAAACAAAAAGGUGGGACAGAGAGUCCCAGCCAGAAAGAUUUUGCAGUUUAGGCAAGGCAGAGUGCCAAGAAGCUGCACUGCUUUGCAUUUCAUAUAUACAAACAAGACUUAAAUAGAAGUUUCUCGAGUACAUUUAUGGUUGAGUCAGGCUGGUAUUACAGAGGAUCUAUCCAUUGAAAUAGACAUGACCAGAUGGGAAGGACCAGCAUUUCCAAAUUUAGUUUGAUGAAAUUGAGUCUUGAAAUGCAGACUAAGGCGUCACCAAUUCAGUGAAUCUAAAUACUGUUCUCAUUACAUUAUCAGAUGGUUUUUAAUCAGUUAUGGUCUGAUUUCCCAGGCCAAUUUCUUUGGCUGUUUGUAUUUUCAACAGGGUUAUAUUGUAUUUUUCUGUAUCAAUAAAUUCAAACCUCUAUUCAGCAGAGAAGUCCAGUAUCUCCCGAGUCAGAACUCUUCGGUGGGCCCCCAUCAGGUCAGUAACUUGUUAUUGGAAUUGGUCUCCUUUCUCCUUCAUGUGGAAACUUUGAAAAAACAAAUAUUGAUACUAUUUCACACCUGAAAUCCCUUACACCUCAGCUGCUCAAAGCGAACUGUAAGCUCUUGGUGGUGUACCUAGAAACAUGGAGGAUUACAAGCCUAAUUUUGACAUUGAUAGCACAAUGUAUUUUAAAUGCAUGAGAACAGCUAGCUCUAUGUACGUUUUAUUCGCACUACCCCUACUCCCUGCCCCGACAACUUAUUUAAAAGCCUAGCUAAGUAAACAAUGUAUUCUUUAUUAAAAGUGGAAUGUAGCUAUUUCCUCAAAAAGAAAGUCACCUUGCAUAGCCUUGAAGCUGGGUUUUGGGGCGGAUUAUGGUUUUAGGGCAGUUAUUUUGGGGAGGAAUUGUUUUUAAACACUUCUGCACUUUAGUGUAAUGAGAUCAGUAGGACAACGUUUUCUUGAGGUUUUUAUGCUGUAGAUUGUUCAGAAGUCUUGUUUUCCAUAUGAGAUGUA